CUUUGUCACUCUGACCACUGAUAUCAAGUAAGCAAGUGAAAUGUGGUCACCACCAAAUACGUCCACUUGUCCUCCCGCAACACCCAUCUUACCCGUCAUCUUGGCCGUUUUGAUCUUGGUCGGAACGGUGAUUUCUUAUCUUCCUCAGCAUCUACGAAUCAUCCGAUCCGGUACUUCAGAAGGUUUCUCACCCUGGUUCCUCCUUCUAGGAUCAACAGCAGGGACAAGUACACUUUUCAACGUUUUAAUUUUACAAUGGCCUUUAUUUCGAUGUUGUCGAGUUGUUAGCCCUGGGAGAUGUUUCAGUUAUUUGACGGCGUUUUUUCAAGUGGUCAUGCUUUGGUUUCUCUUCAUCCUAAUACUCAUCCUUUACAUAAUAUACUUUCCUCAUCAUCUCAAAUAUCAACGUGUGGUACAUCUCUCUUCCCCUCGUUCGGCCUACGGAACUCUUACCGAGGAAGAAGAUGAAGCGUCUUCCAUACCGGACCAUCCCUUGAACGAUGACGGGACUCAUGGGGCGAUCUCAGGAUCAAAGGGUAAACUCGAGACGACAUCAGAAUGGAGAACUGGAGUGAUUGUAUCGGUCGUAGUUUUUAUACAUUUUCUUUUAUUCCUGUUCCUUUCUCUGACCCUCCUCAUAGCUCUUCCCCCUACACCACCACAUCCCCUCGUCCGACACCUAGCCGCUUUCCUAGGUCUCUCCUCGGCUUUAUUAACAGCAUUCGAAUUCACACCUCAGCUAUACAAAACCUACCGUGCAAAAUUGGUAGGUGCUCUGAGUAUAUCGACCAUGAUGAUCCAAGUUCCCGGAUCUAUGGUUUUAGUUUUGAGUUUGAUUUUGAGUCCAGGGACUGAAUGGUCCACUUGGUUGGUUUACGUCGUUGGGUUAUGUAUGCAAGCUUGUUUGUUGAUAAUGUGUUUGAUUUGGAAACGUCGUCAAAGUCGAUUAGGUAUAAACGACUUUGGUGUGAUUUUAGAUUCUCCUCCAGAGGUAGAAGGUGAAGAAACGGCUUUGAUACGAUGAUAACAAAUUCUUUCUCUUUACUUCAUUCCGGAGUCGAAAUGCAGUAUCUCCCAAGACGAUAUACGACAGCAAGCAUGUUUCAUGAACCUUUUAUUUGUUGUAUUUCUCCACAUGCAUGAAACUAUGAUCG
This is a messenger RNA of Tremella mesenterica DSM 1558, 1154 nucleotides long. RefSeq lists its product as uncharacterized. The transcript has 8 exons. The record is from RefSeq and is a predicted model, not a curated record. NCBI's taxonomy places the organism in Eukaryota, Fungi, Basidiomycota, Tremellomycetes, Tremellales, Tremellaceae. Bases 41 to 1024 code for a protein of 327 amino acids.